UUCUAAACAUUUAGAUGACAGUUAUACAGAAACAAAACCGCUGAAACCAAUAAUGAAAGUGUUUAUUUAUUGUUGAGUUGUGUUUUGGGCGUGAAAAAACAAGAUGGCUGCUGUGAAAGAGACGUUGAGGGGAUAAAUAGCUUGAAACUCCUCCACCACCGCCUACACGACCCUUCCACCCUCACACCAGAGCAGCCCAAGCAGGUUGACUUGUGGUGUUCGCAGCAGCCUUCCCACGGCCCACCGGCACCACCACCACCAGCCUGAUUCCCAUACACACCACACCAUUCCCUUGACCGUCUCUUUCAUGUCCCUCCAGCCACCACCAUGUCUAAAAAUGACAAGUCCAAGUCUCAGAGCUUUCUCAACAAAAUGGACAAGAUGCUCACAGGCACUUCCAAGAAGAAGGUGCCGAACAAAGAGCGGGUCAGCAACCUCCCAAGGCCAAACUCGGACCUGGAGCUGAAUGAAAUGGAGGAGGACCAGUACUACCUUGACAACCUGGCUGAUGAGGAGGUGCGGGAGAAGUUCCUCAACAUGAUCAAGGACAUGAACAUCGCCAACGAGUCUGUCAUGAUGAACACUCCCCUGGACAAGAUGCGUAUCAUGUUGGAGAACAACUAUAAGAUGGCCCAGACACAGCACAAACUGGACUCCCCAAAGGAAUAUAUUGAGUACCUGCGGCGUGAUGACCUGAGCCCCAAGGCGAUUGUCAAGACCCUGGAGACUCUGCAAGUGGCUCUCCGCAGCAACAAAAUCACAUGGUUGCAGGAGUUUGCUCACAGUGGCCUUCGUGUGUUGCUUUCCAUCCUCAAUGAGUGUUACCGAGGCGGUAACAACAACCGCCAGUGGGACAACAUCCAGUUUGAGGCCAUCAAAUGUUUGAAGGUGAUUUGUAACAAUAUUGCUGGUAUCAAGGAGUUCUUCAGGCAGUCUGAAGGUUUCACCCUCCUGGCCCAGAGUCUGAACCCCUCUAAGCCAAACAUCAUGCUGGAAGUGCUGCGCCUCAUGAGCAGCUUCUGCCUCCCUCUGUGGCAGCAGGACGGGCUGGACGGCCACAGGGAGGUGCUGGACGCCAUCACCAUUGUUGGGGAGCUGAAGAAACAGGAGCGCUUCACUCCGAUCAUCAUGGGCCUGGGGAUGCAGGACAAUGACCUCCUCCGCCUCAACUGUCUCUCCAUGGUCAACUCCAUCAUCAACUUUGUUCCCGAUGACAACCUGGACUUCCGGCUACACCUGCGCAAUGAGUUCAUGCGGACAGGACUGCACGACCUGCUGGAAAUCCUGGAGAGCAGUGAGCAUGUAGACAUGAGGAAGCAACUGGAGGUGUUCCACAAGUCUCGCCUGGAAGACUUCGAGGAUUGGCAGGAUCGCUUCAUGAUCCACGUGGAUGAGAUGGACGAUCUUGAACGCUGCUUUGAAGUGCUCAAGAACCAGGUGCAGGACUCUAAUUGUGAGACGCCAAUGUUGUCCAUCCUGCAGCACCUGGCCUUCAUCAGGGAUGAUGAGAACUCCCGCUCUGCCUACUAUAAGCUGAUUGAGGAGUGCAUAUCACAGAUAGUCCUGCACCGCAAUGGCUGUGACCCAGACUUCAGGGCCACCAAGCGGUUUGAGAUCAAGGUGGACCAGCUGCUGGACCAGUUCAAAGAGGAGACGCGCACCAAGAAUGAGAAGGUGACAUCGGAGUACCAGGCCCAGCUUGAGAACGCCCUCACUAAGAACCAGAAACUGGAGGCUGAGCUGGCCCUGGCCAAGUCCCAGCUGGAGGAGGCCAUGCGCACUGGUGGCGAGGUGGCCAAAAAGGGUGGCUUGCCUGUUGUUCCUGGCCUGGAGCAGAGGAUUGCUGGCCCACCACCACCACCACCACCACCCGGCGCUGGCGGACCACCACCACCACCACCACCUCCAGGCAUGGGAGGUCCUCCACCACCACCACCAAUGCCUGGCAUGGGAGGACCCCCACCUCCCCCCCCACUGCCUGGUAUGGGGGGACCUCCUCCCCCACCUCCACCCCCAGGCAUGGGUGGUCCUCCCCCUCCUCCACCACCCCCAGGUAUGGGUGGACCACCACCUCCUCCCCUGCCAGGCAUGGGAGGUCCCCCACCACCGCCAGGAAUGGGUCCACCAGGCUUCCCCCGCAUGCCCUGCGCCCCGGCACUGCCCUUCGGCAUGACCCUCAAGAGAACCAUGAAGCCGCCAGCACAAACCAAGCGGCUGCAGUGGAGCAAGCUGGUACCAACGCGCAUGAGCGAGAACAGCCUGUGGGUGCGGCUCAACAAGAAGGACUCGGCCAUCCGCCAGGAAGUGCUGAAGGACCUCAGUGAGCAGUUUGCAGUGAAGCAGGUGCGGCGGAAGGAUCCUGAGCAGACAGAGAAGCCGGCCAAACGGGACAAGGAGCUGAGGGUGCUGGACCAGAAAACCAACCAGAACCUGUCCAUUGCUCUCAGGGGACAGUUCAAGCACAUGAGUGUAGAUGAUGUCCGGCUGGCCAUCCUGCAGUGCGAUGAGUCCAUCCUGUGCACAGACUCAGAGGGCAAGCCUGAUGCGGCCACUCUGCAGACCCUGAUAGUAUCUCUGCCAGACCACGAUGUCAUCAACAAGGUGGUGGCACUGGAGGAACCCGGGGACGACCUGGCUGAGGGUGAGCUGUUCCUGCACCGCAUUGGCCGCAUCAAGAAGCUGGUGCCACUGCUCAGGAAUAUGGCCUUCAAGACAGAGUAUCCUGCACUGGUCAAGGAGACGCGCCUUGACAUUGUCAACACAAAGGCCGCCCUUGAUGAGCUGUCCAACUCCAAGAAGUUUGAACGUGUGCUGGCAUACAUCCUGGAGUUUGGUAAUGUGCUCAACUCAGGCUCCAAGAAUGCUGACACUGUGGGCUUUGAUAUCAGUUUCCUUCCCAAACUUUCUAAUACCAAAAAUGCUGAUGGACACACCUUGCUCCAUUACCUUGCUGACACACUCAUGAGGGAGGAGGCAGAGAGUUCAGACUUUGAGGACGGACUCCUCCACUUUGCUGAUGCAGAGAGAGUCAAUGUUGAUGUGGUGAAAGCAAACAUUGAUAAGAUGAAGAAGGAAAUUAAAAACAUUGGCAAUGACCUGCAGAGGCACACCAAGCAGGACCCAGAGGACAGGUUCAAGGAGAAGUUUGAGGAGUUCUACCAUGAUGCAGAGAAGGACAUAGCACUCUUGGAAACAGAGUUUGACAUGAUGCAGAAGAAGUAUGAGUAUGUGGCUGAACUGUUUACUUUUGAUGUCAACAAGUACUCACAGGAGGAGUUCUUCAGGGACAUCAACAGAUUCAUAGUUUCAUACAAGACUGCAAAGGAGCAAAUCAUCAAGGAGGAGGACAAGCGGCGCAGGGACCAGGAGGCACGGGAGAGAGCUGAGAGGGAGAAGGCAGAGAGGGCCGAGAGGGACACAAGACAGAGGGCGCUGCAUGAUGUGACCAAUGACCAGAGCAACACAGAGGUGAUGGAUCAGCUGGUGCAACUCAUCAACACAGGACAAGCAUUUGACGUAAUGGGGGCUGGGCGCAGGCGACGACCGGGCAAGACCACAGCCGAGAGAAGGGCCCAGAUGAAUCGCAGCCGUUCUCGCUCAGGGCUAAUCACGCAGUCUCCCACUAGCAAUAAGGAGAUCAAACUAAGUGAAGGAAUGGACAUUGACGUGGAGAACCAGCCUGCACGUCCCUCCCGUCCCCGCACGCGCCGCCCCGGCCUCCCCACUGGUCUGGAGUCACGGGACAGAAACUUUGGUCAGCAGAACGAGAAUGGCAACGACUCCUCAGAUGCCCUGCUGCAGCGGCUGAGGGAGUUGUAGGUGGUGCCAGGCUGCCACCAAGAACAAAAGGCUCAAUGGACCACCACCCUCUGUCUUGGAUGAGGCAUGGCACUCCAAUGCUGUCUUGGUGGCAAUGCGGCUAAACACUGUACAUAGAUAUACAUACAUGCACAGAUACACACACAAAAAUACGUACACAUAAACACCAAGUCAGUAAGGUAAGGCAAGUGUUCCUUCUUGUAUUUUCUCAGUCUAUGUGAAUCCGAGGAAAUAUUCUCCAUAAUGGAUCUGUGGAAUGAUCCGCCCAACUCCUGGUGACAAGUGGUGUAUCAGAUGCCCCGCUUGGUCCGCCAGCUGUGUGUGUCGCUCCUUUGUGUGGAGUGAUGCUGGUGGUGAUGCAAUCUGGCCAGCUGAAGGGAAGUCAUUCAUGUGACUUGACAAGAUUAAGUUGGCAGGUUGCAAGAUAUACUAUGCCCCUGACAUUUUAUAUGCAUUGUAUUGCAAUAUAUUUCUUGCAAUAUUCUUAAUCAUAUCAGAGUUGCAGUUUUACUUAAAGUCUGUAUGAUCAGUAUAUUUUUUGACUCUUUUUAUACGAAGUUUGCAAUUUCCAUUAUUAGUAUGAAGGUCAAGUAAGUAAGUCUGACCUCCAGAAUAGCAAACCACUACAUAAAUGUUCUGAGUAUUGAUAGUGUAUAACUUAUUCAUCUUAGAAAAUCUGGGCUCCAGAUACUACUGUGCAUUGAUUGCUACUCCACUUUUGCUUUUCUGUUUGUUAUAUUUAUUGUUGUGUCUGUACUAAUGUCCUGAUCAUGAUAGCUUUAAGCACACCAUCUCAGAUCAGCUCCUCAUCCUGCCUCAUGUUGUACUGCCAGUAUGUAGUGUUCAAGUGUUCCUCCCUGCCAAUAGCACUGCUCCUUAAUAACCCUGCUCACCAUUCCCUGGGAGACACAUUGCCUGGGGUGGUGGUGAAAGUGAACCAUUGGUGUCAUUGUGUGUAUACAAAGAGAGGAACCAUUGUGUGUUCUUAGUAAGACUUUCAAGGCUCGGUUCUACAGGGAUGGUUGGUGAUCAAAUUUGCUUGCAUUAAUGAAUUUGGUUUGUCACCUGUAGUAAUAUUAUUCCUGAAUGGAUGGACAUGUUGCUGUUUGAAGUAAAAGCUAUUUCUUGAUGUGUUUCAACUAUGUAUUUCACGUCAUCUCGGGAACCAGGUCACCCUGAGGCCCCAAGAGUGUUAGUGUUAGUUGCCAGACCCUCAGCAAGAUAGUGUAUUAUGUGUAUAUCCUUAAGUUGAGAGAUCAGUCACAGUGUGACAGUGUUAUUCUGUUGUUUAAUGCUGUGCUCGUCUGUUACUGCUUCAAUCUGAGGAUGUUUAACAUAACAUGUUUGAUAAAAGAUUUUCCAAAUUGGUUAUUUUAAGGAAAUUUAAAGUGUGCUCAAAAAGAAUGUUUGUAUAUAAAAAAUAAUGCAGUGCUUUUUUGGAAGUGGAGUGAUAUAUUUUGAGAAUUCCUAUUGAAAUGAUUAUUGCAAAGUUUUCUCUGCAAGCCAACAAGUCUUGCAUCAUGCCAAUACCCAAGUGUUUUUUGGGGAAGGGACAUGUUGUGGCCACAAUUUGCAGGAUGAAUGAGAGAAUUCAUGUGAGAGAAGGAAGUCAUGAGGGGACAAGUUGACCCUCUCCUUCAUACCAAUCAUUUGUGAUGCAUUGCCCGUGCCUUCCCAUUUCUCCGUCUCUCCUCGGUUGUAUCUCUCUGCCAAAAUAGGUCUUGGCUACAGCAUUCCCAAGCGUUAAGGCAGAUAUUUAUUUUUCUUCCAAGGGGAGGGAGGGAUUGUAGUAUAAGGUGUAUAAAGAUAGAAUAGUCCCCCUUGAGUAAGGUAGCCACAGGUGGAGGAAGCCUGCUCACACUUUUAAAUUUCUUUCUUCACAUUUUCUUGAGUUUCUUGAGUAGCAAUAUUAUCAUAGGUCUUUAUUGGUUGAAAAUGUGCUGUGAACUCCUGACAUGAAGCUAUGAAAAGGAAGUAUUAUAGUCAGAUUUUGUACAGAAGUUUUACUCUAUCCAUUCAUAUUGACAGAUCUCCUUGAUGGCAUGCAGAAAUCUUAAGAAAUGUCUGAAUGAUUGCAAAAUGUAUUCAGUUCAUAAUCAUUAAGGAAACAGAGAGUAGUAGCAAAGUACAUAAGGUUGAGAAAGAUUUGUAAUUCACCUCCUGAGCACAUUAUAUUUUAAUUUGCCUGUGAAAUUGGUGUGAUAGGAAUGGAAUUGGAGUGCAGUCAAUAUCCCACACAUUUCUAAGCCCCUGAGGUCUGUUCUAAGGAAUGGAUCAGAAAGAAGGCAAGAAUUUCUAGAGGAGCAAACAGUAUCCUUGAGUAUGAGGGAGUAUAUACCAAGCAGUAUAUUCCUUCAGUCCCUUGGGAGUUGUAGUGACCUGUGUGUGGGGAGUGUGUUGUAUUGCAUUGUUUAUCUUUAAGAAUGGUGCUUUUUUAUCCACACCCUUUGAUGCAACUUGGAUUCUGUUCCCUCCAUUACACUCCUCUACCUAUGCUGAUUGAGUGGGAGGAUAUGCAUACCUUCAGAACAUUCCUUUAUCUCUUCAGGAGUUCAAAGGAGUUCAGUGGGAAAGAUUUAAGGAAAUUGUGCUACCUUUUGUGAGGAUACAAUUAAAGGAGGGAAGGGAAUGAUGCACCAAAAAGUUAGCUGGAACAGUGUAUUACAUAUCUGUACCCUGUGUAAUGUUGUUGUGCAGGAAACAUGUAAGUGCAAGCAGGAGUGCACCAGUCUAUACAUGUUGAGAGAAGCUUUAGUAACAAGCUCCCAUGGCUUGUUCAUUAUUACCACAGUAAUCCCAUAAAGCCAAAUGCACAUGAGUGAUUACUGAUAUGAGUUGUCAGAGUAAUAAUAGUGUGCACCAUAUAAAGAUGGUAACCAGUAGCACAAAAGUGUAUAGGUCCUUGGGAAAAGCAUUUUGAAAUUCACCCAUAGUUUUUAUUUAUUUUAGUGUUCCCUCAUAAUGAACAAGAAUGCAUAUCCCUUGGUACAAUAUGGUACUAGUUUCCCUUAGAACAAUUUGAGCAACAUGGGAAACAUCACCCACAAGAUUUACACCAAGACAUUACAUCAGACUUGUGUUGCCUCAUGAUUCUUUGUAAGGCCACUUGCCAUCUAAGAAAACUUUAUUUUAUGUGUGAUACUGUGAAGUUGAUGUAUUUUUCAUUUUUAUAUGUAUUAUUUUUAUAGGGUUCAAAAUGUUAUUUUUAUUUUUGUUUUUUCACUUCCCCAAAAUUAUCUAUUUUUUACUUACCCCAAAAUUUGUUAUUUUUUAUCAUGCCGUCCAAUGGAUGUCUCCUUUCACAACUCCAGUUGUUUUCAUUUCAUUGUUUCACAAGUAACAUGAAACGUUUAUGUGUAUGUGUGUGUGUGUUAGAUUGAUGCUAAGUGUAGUGCCAAGGUUGAUGUGCUGAUCAUUCCACUUAUUGCUUAAUUUUCUAGUAGGUUUGAGUUUCAGUGUGCAGACCUGUGAUGUGACCUGACUAAAUUAACUCCUGUGCACACAUACCUGACUUCACACACUCAUCAUUGUGACAUGAUUAUAAGAUAUGCAUUUACCUUUGCAUCCACCAGGUGUAGAUUCCUCGUGCUUUGCUGCUGAUGACCACAGAAAAAAAAAUUGAGAAUAGGAGACUUGCACUUUUUAUUAUUAUUAUUAUUAUUAUUAUUAUUAUUAUUAUUAUUAUUAUUAUUAUUAUUAUUAUUAUUACUAUUAUCUUAAUUAUUUAUUUAUUUUUUUUCUAUUAAUUAAUUAAUUAAUUUAUUUAUUUUAUAUUUCUUAUUUAUUUAUUUCUUUUUAUUUAUUUGUUUUUUUUUUGGCCACUAGUUCAUCUUGCUAGCUGAUGAAGUAAUUAUUCUCUGAGUAAUUUAAAGAAAGGAACACUGCAUAUGUCAUCAAGGAAACAGGUUUUCAACAGAGUAAAGAGCAAGAAACAUCAUGCAUCUGUGUUGUCUCAGUGUGAAGUAAUUGUAUUUGUACUUGUUUGCCCUAAAUUCCAACAUUCCAAAUUUUGCUGGAUUCAAGUGGAUUCUAUUCUCUUAAUCACGAAUUAAGUUAUUUCACUCAUUUUUUAGUUAUCCUCAUUUUAGUCUUGCGGUGAUCUUUAAGGUGCUGCUGGUGCUGCCAGUGGUGGGAAAUGGGUGAAGCUGGUCUUCUCUUUCAUGGCUGUGUGUGUGUGUGUGUGUGUGUGUGUGUGUGUGUGUGUGUGUGUGUGUGUGUGUGUGUGUGUGUGUGUGUGUGUGUGAGUGAGUGAGUGAGUGAGUGAGUGAGUGAGUGAGUGAGUGAGUGAGUGAGAGUGUGUAUGUAUGGUAUUAGUGUUUUCCCUCAUGCAUGGAAAAGUUAGGAUGAUGGUACAGCAGCUUGUAUUCAAAAUACUUGUUGGGGCAAAUGUCUUAUUGUGAUGUAUUUCAAGGAUGUGGCUGUGUGCUUGGUGCCCUCAUAUAAAUGAACUUGGGGGAAUGGUGGAUGUGAUUAACUUUUAUUCUGAGGUAACUUUUAUUGUGGGGGUUUUGUGGUAUGUAUAAAGAGAGGUGUAUGCAGAUGUUUCUUUCUCUUAUUAUUUUUGGAAGAAUCAAGAAAGGUGACAGACAGUAGCUGACAUAACUUAGAUUUGAGUAAGUCUGAAUUUACAUUGACAGUCAUCCAUUUUUGUGAUCAUCUGUCAGGGUCAUUCUUUACAAAUGUAUUAGUAAGCCCCCUUUGUUGUUUACAGAAGAAUUAAGAAAAGAGUAGCAUCACAUAGAUUUGAGUGUAUAUCUUUUGUGACAAUUAUUGAUAUCAUUCUUAAUGGUUGUAUAGUAUUCCUCUUUCAUUAUUUAAGUGGGAAAUGAUAAAAAAUAACAAAGCAACUAAGGCAGUGUAUACAUUUAAAUAUACAAGUUGAGAUUUUUACAUUGUUAACCAUCUUUUUCAUUAUCUAUCCAUUGUCUUUACAACAACUUAAGUGUUAAAUUUUCCAUUUACAUUGUCAAAUUAUUUCCUCAGUGUCCAUCAUCACCUUUACAAUGUGUUAAUUUGAGUGUAUAAGUGAAUUUAUAUUGUCAGCUGUUUUCCACACCUUUCAUCAUUGUCUGCAACAUGAUGACAUCAGUAUAUGUCAGAAUUUACACCAUGAAUGUUUCCCUAAUGACUAUUAUUAUCUUUGCAACAAAGUAACUCCCAAAGUCAUCAAACAGCCACUUCCUCUAUUCAUGUCUCUACAUCUUGGGUUCACUAUCCUCAAACCUUUAUUCAGACUCAGCUGGCACUGUAGUGCUGCACUCACUUCUUGUAUGUUUAGCAUUUUCCUUCAAUCACGAGUCUUUUGAUGUGCUGUCAAGUCUUGGUUGGCAGGUUCUAUAAGGAGAUUCUCAGCAAAUCAGGAUACUUAAAAUUAUGUGGGGAAACUCAAAGCAAUGGGAAUCAGUGCAACAAAAAUUUCUGAUUGACAGUGCUGUUGAAUAGAACACCUUUACACCUUUAAGUUUUCUGCACCACCAGUUGCCCUCUCACUGUUCAUGAAUGUGUGUGUGUGUGUGUGUGUGGUUCUGCUGUGCUGUGUGUGUUGAGUCUCAUUUCUGGUGCCAUGAAGCUUGUCACGUACAUAGGUGCACUACAGAUGGUAAUAUAUUUUUCUGACAGUUGAUAAAUUUGCACCAUUAUAUUUAUUUUUGCAGCAAUACUUUCUUUUUAUUUGCAUUCAUCUCUUGUAAGCAAAAGAGAAAAUAACAUCUUGGAAUAGGGUUCUUUAUAUUUUUUAACUAAUUUAGUUGACUGAACCAAGCAAGACAGUUUUUUUUAAUACAUAAUGCAGUGUAUCACACUGUAUUACUUUAAACUACAAGACUUUUUUUUUCAUGCACAAAGCAAUAAAUCUUAGUUACUAUUGUUUAGAGCAUUCCUACAUUGGAUCUCAUACCUAGGGGUUAUCAUCACAUGUUAGAGUGCAAGAAGACACCCAUAGAAGUGUUCUUGUGUGUGGCUAAUUAAGGAAGGAAGAUGAGGAACAGAUAGGUGAAGGCAUUGGCUUGUGUGAGGGAGUGUAUCUUAAGCUGUUAUGGUUAUGAUGGAGGAGCUGAAGGGUUAGUGCGUCAAGUGAGUAGGAGAGGGAGGGAGUAACAAGUGAGUGAAUGAAGGAGAUCUGUAGUCUGUCAUUCUGUGUCAUGUUUUAACUCAGAUUAUCCAUUAGUGCAACAGAGUAAAAAUAUCAUUGCUGCAAGUCUCUCAUUCAAAGCAAGAGUUCUUAUGUAAAGAGAAUAUAGAAAUGAUAUUAUAAAUCCAUAAUAUUAAAAACCAAGGCAUUUUAUUUUGUGCUAGUAUAAUACACAAAAUACAGAGAAGAGGAAAACAGAAAUGAUAUUAGAAGAGUUCAGAAAAGCUGCUGUGCAUCUUUAGCUUGCAAGAAUGACAAAAACAAGGAGGUGAAUGUAGAGAAACAAAGUAAAUGAGUGAUGUAUACAUAAUGACAGGAAAGAAGGACAGGGUGACAGGACAGGCAGCAGUGAUGCCUGGGUGUGUCAGAUCUCCAUGUGUGUUUUCAAGGAUUGAUUGGAAAGUUUGGAAGUUGUGUGCAGUGCCUUUUUAACUCCAGGUGUAGAAAGUGAUGCCUUAGUGAACUGUGAAGUAGUUCUAUAUCUUAUAUAAGGAUGACAGGAGUGGUUAUGUACUCCCCUUUGCCCAUAUUUCCUGUUCUCCAGAGUGGUGAUGGGACUGACUAGCUCAGUGGUGAUUUGCUUCCUGGAGGAGGCUGUGCUUGUGUAGAUGAGAGGUGAUUGGCACCAGGCUUAUCUCAAAUGUGGGUGUCUUGUUGGGGAGAAAAUUCAGAGUUGUCUUGUGUUGCAUUAUUAAGGUUAUUGUAUUCUCAUAUUGUGUGGAUUGCUGAUGCCUGCUGUGGAUGGAGAUAUUCUUGGCACCCAGUUUAUGGGUGUGGCUGGCCUAACCAGGUAUUGAGCACAAGUUGUUGCUAAUAUAAUCACAUCAUAAAUCACUGUUAUCUCAGCUUGCUGUGGUCACAGCCUAACCAGGUAUUGAGCACAAAUUGUUGCUAAUAUAACCACAUCAUAAAUCAUUGUUAUCUCGGCUUGCUGUGGUCACAGUCAUCCUAAUGUGUUUCCCAGCUGUCUUCUGAGACGACCAAGUGCUGUGGUGUACAUCCUGUCAUGGUCGCCCUGUUAGGGAUGUGUGGUGUCUGGCUAUUUAUCAGUCUAUUCAAUCUCAUUAUUUUACUACUACUACUACUACUACUACUAUCAUCAUCAUUAUGUCUAUUAUGAUUAUUGUUGCAGCAGUUUUACGUGUUAUUCAUCAUAAACACAUGCAUUUCACUUAUUGAUAAGUUAGGAAACAUUUUUUAGUUCACUCAUAAGAUUGUCAUAUUUCCCCUAUUUUUUUUUCCCUGAGAUUUUUCUUUUUUUCUUUCUCUUUGUGAAGUUCAUACAUAACAUAUUUAUUGAUUCCUUAUGAGGAAGUCCUCUACAACAAAAGGCAGUGUUCUUUGAGGUAUCCCAAGUACACCUCUACACACACACACACACACACACACACACACACACACACACACACACACACACACACACACACACACACACACACACACACACACACACACACACACACACACACACACACACACACACACACACACAAACACAUUAAAAGACUAAAUGCUCAAACAGUAUCAAGAACCUUGGCUUCCCAAACAGAAGCAUUUGACACAUGGAAUGAGUCAGGUGUGGUAGAGGAGUGUGGAAGAAACAUCCAUUACUCUGAAAUUGGAUAAGAGUAGACCUGGAGACAAAAUAGUAUGAACUUGUAUGCUACAGAUAGAUGAAUACAAAUAAGUUAAUGCACACACAAAUACAUUCUGUACAAGUGGUGAUGUGUUACUGUGAUAAACUAUACAUGGUGCAUUUUUUUUUGUCAUCUCUGUCAGUUUGUAUCAUUGUGUAUUUGCUGUAAUUCAUCAUCUCAUUCCAUUUCUCCUCAUUCCUCACUGCCACACCUGGACACGAACAGGUGAUGUAACAAGUGAGGUCUGCUGGGUGUUAAUUGGCAUGGAAAUGUGUAAGGUGAGCUAGGUUGAUAAGGAUUUUAUGUUUUCUUAUUUUCUUUGAAAGAGGGGGACUAAACCUCAUAUUUUUCAGUCUUACAUGUGUUCUUAAUUUUCUCUCUCCCCCUUAGUGGUGCUUCCAGUGUGUGUGUGUGUGUGUGUGUGUGUGUGUGUGUGUGUGUGUGUGUGUGUGUGUGUGUGUGUGU
This is a messenger RNA of Scylla paramamosain (green mud crab), 12051 nucleotides long. It is a transcript of the gene dia, whose product is annotated as protein diaphanous-like. The transcript is spliced from 10 exons. Gene Ontology annotation, molecular function: small GTPase binding; actin binding. The coding region runs from base 328 to 3819 and encodes 1163 amino acids. The record is from RefSeq and is a predicted model, not a curated record. Gene Ontology annotation, cellular component: actin filament. Gene Ontology annotation, biological process: actin filament polymerization; actin cytoskeleton organization. Lineage: Eukaryota; Metazoa; Arthropoda; Malacostraca; Decapoda; Portunidae.